AUGCCCCUCGACACAUCCUCAUACUCGCUGGCGCUCCUGCGCGUCGACGGUCGGCGAUGGAACGAGCUGCGCCGAUGCCACGCCCAGAUACGCACUCAGGCCGCGGCAGAUGGGUCCAGCUACCUCGAGAUGGGCAACACGAAGGUCAUGUGCGUCGUGACGGGCCCUACCGACCAGCAAUCCGCGCGACGAGCAGGUGGAGGAGGAGGGGGUGGUGGACAGAGGUCAGAGCAGGACAAGGAGGCCGAGGUGGCUGUGAGCAUAGUGAUUGCUGGCUUCAGCAGCGUGGACCGGAAACGAAGAGGACGAGGAGACAAACGCAUCUCAGAGAUGCAAUCGACCCUCUCGCACGCCCUCUCCUCGACACUGCACACACACCUCUACCCGCAUAGCACGAUAACCUUCUCGCUGCACGUGCUGUCGCAGGACGGCUCGCUGCUGGCGGCGCUGAUCAACGCCUGCACGCUGGCGGCCGUGGACGCAGGCAUCCCGAUGACGGACUACAUCUCGGCGUGCACGGCGGGCAGCACCUCGACGCACGCCGCGGGCGACGAGGGCGCCGACCCGCUGCUGGACCUCAACCAGCAGGAGGAGCAGGAGCUCCCCAGCCUGACGGUCGCGACCCUCGGCGCCGCGGGCGACCGCGUCGCUGUGCUGGUCUGCGAGAGCCGCGUCCAGGUCAGCCGGCUUGAGGGUAUGUUGGCUGUUGGUGUUGACGGGUGCAAGCAGGUGCGGCAGAUUUUGGAUGCGUGUGUAAGGGAGAAGGGUGCGAGGAUGAUACGCGAGGGGGCAGUGGAGAAGGGCGUUGGCGUGGGGGACAUGGAGCUUGAUGGGUGA
This is a messenger RNA of Diaporthe amygdali, 837 nucleotides long. Its product is annotated as exosome complex exonuclease rrp41. Gene Ontology annotation, cellular component: nucleolus; cytoplasmic exosome (RNase complex); nuclear exosome (RNase complex). The record is from RefSeq and is a predicted model, not a curated record. Lineage: Eukaryota; Fungi; Ascomycota; Sordariomycetes; Diaporthales; Diaporthaceae. Gene Ontology annotation, biological process: rRNA catabolic process; poly(A)-dependent snoRNA 3'-end processing; nuclear mRNA surveillance. The coding region runs from base 1 to 837 and encodes 278 amino acids. The transcript has 2 exons.